CACGAUUAAGCAAGGCAUUUCCCAAGGUUCGACUGUUGCAUUCCAUACAAUGACGGUCGCCAACAUUCAAGAUAUCCUGGAGACGGUCCCAUCGCGUUAUCGAGGCCCUGGUGGAGCGGUCGCGGUUGUAAAAAAUGGCGAGCUCAUCGGAAAACACGUCUGGGGCUAUGCCGAUCUACGGAGCCGAAUCCCCAUGACCCCAUCAACCAUGAUGCCGAUCUGUUCGAUCACCAAGCAGAUGCUGUGUCUCAUCCUGAAAGAUCUCGAGCGCAACCCCACGCCCGAGAUGGCGAAGCGGGGCAACGUGCCUCAGCAGUUCUCGGAUGCUCUCCGCCAAUUGGUCCCGCACGAGCUCGUCGAAGGCACCGGGCUCCGACUUGACCAUCUGUACAACAACCAGUCUGGCAUUCGGGAUUAUUGGGCCAUGUCAAUGUUCUGGGGAACACAACCGGAGGGUGGAUUCACCCUUGCGGACGAUGCCAAGAAAGCCCUCGGUCGCACCAAGUCUCUGCAUUAUCAGCCAGGCACGCAGUAUUCGUAUUGUAACCUCAACUUCCAUAUCCUGGCCCGAGUCGUCGAGCACGUCAGCGGGAAAGCACUUGGGGAACUGCUCGAUGAGCGCCUCUUCUCACCCGCCCAGAUGAAAACCGCUUCCCUCUGCGCAGACAACGCCAAUUUGCCCCCGCCUUGUGUGGGGUAUGAAGGGGACGAGUCCUUUGGCUAUAUCCCAGCGAUUAACCGUACUCAAUGGUCUGGCGACGCAGGUGCCGUGGCCUCUCUAGAGGAUAUGGUUGCGUAUGAGCGUUAUCUGGGCGAGGCCUGGGCCGACCAGCAAAGCCUGUAUAGAGAGAUCGCCCAAGACCCAACAUUUGAAGAUGGCACACCAGCCAGGUACGGAUAUGGGUUGGAGCGUAUGAAGUUCGGACAGAUAGCUACUAUUGGCCAUGGUGGAGCUAUUCGUGGAUUCCGUCUGCACCGGAUCCAGGCCCCAUCGGAGCGACUGUCAGUUGUGGUUAUGCUCAAUCAUCAGGCUGACGCCGCAGCGGUGGCGGGACACAUUCUCCAGGAAGCACUUGGUCUCCCUAAACAGCAUCCCCUGAUUUCUAAUUCAUCCCCAAGCUGGGUUGGCUAUUUCUUUGACCCGGAUGCUCAGUUGGCAAUCGAAGUCCGGCUUGGUGGUCCAGGUCAGAUCAUCGUCACGUAUACGGGCGACGACGAGACCCUGAGCCUUGUCGAUGAAUGCAGCGCUCAAUCUGGCUGUACGACUGCGAAAAUCAGUGCCGAUAGCCUCUUCCUUCACCGUAUCGAUGAUAACCGCCAUAUCCAUGCCAAGCGUAUCACUGCUGGCCAACAGCCGUCCAAAGGGGACUAUGUCGGCCGAUAUCACUGUGCGGAAGUAGACUCCACGUUCCACUGUACUGGGGGGAGGGGCAUGCUGUAUGGAUCCUUCGAAGGAUGUUUGGGCCAAGGGCCCGCCGAGCUUAUGCGAUAUCUGGGAGAUGAUAUCUGGGUUCUCAUGUGCGCACGUGGCUUGGAUGCGCCGGCACCAGGUAAUUGGACGGUCGUAUUCCAACGUGAUGAUCAUGGCGAUAUAACCAGCGUAGUCUUUGGAUGUUGGUUAGCUAGAAAGGUCACCUUUGUCAGACAGUGAGUAGAAUUUUGGAAGAUCUGGUUACGCGACUUGAUGUGCAUGUAUAUGGCGGCAAGAGAAUGCAUCCGGGGUCCUGAUUGUCACAUCCUGAUGCUCUGGCGUUGUUUUGAUCAAGCUAUCUGUAUGCAUAGGGCCUCACUUGCUAAUCCUCGCAUACGACCAUCAGAGACAACCGGGCCACACAUUGAGGUUUCGUCAAAGGUGAGAGACCAUGGCGUGCUACCAACGAAUAGGCGGCCCUCGUAUGGAGUGACGGAUGUCACAGCUUGCUUAUUCUGAAGCCGACA
Aspergillus sclerotioniger CBS 115572 is the source of this 1938-nucleotide messenger RNA. RefSeq names its product beta-lactamase/transpeptidase-like protein. The coding region runs from base 50 to 1651 and encodes 533 amino acids. The transcript is spliced from 2 exons. NCBI's taxonomy places the organism in Eukaryota, Fungi, Ascomycota, Eurotiomycetes, Eurotiales, Aspergillaceae. Gene Ontology annotation, molecular function: aminopeptidase activity. The record is from RefSeq and is a predicted model, not a curated record.